AUGUGUGUUGAUCCACUCGAUGACGCACAUCAGAUCACGGUAGCUGAUGAGCUCGUUGUCGUCAGGGACGGCCCGGGAGCUCCUGGGGUUGGCAUCGCCGUACACUAUCCGCGGAUCUCGCGCCAGCCCAAUCUCCUGCAGUACCCAUGCGCGUUGAAACCAGGACUUCUUAAGCAAGGCAGGGAGGGCGGACCACCUUGGGUCUUGCUUGAAUGCCUCUGGCGGUCCGGCAGGGGAUCGCAUGGCUGGCGCAUAAGUGGACAGCAGGUCCGCUAUCAUGGUUGCGGCGCCACUCUCGACAUCUUGAGAACCGACACAGGCCAGUACCCAGCGAGCGCGACCGUAGAUGAGUCCCAUGACGGCCACCUGGGCGCUGCGCUCGGCCAUGUCCCGCUGGUUGAUGCAGAGAGCGGCGCGGGGCUCGUCCUGGAGUCGGAGGCGGUGCAGAGCCCAGUGCAGGUUCGCGCCAAUGGGGAGCACGGUUCCAUUCACGGUGAUGGGGCGGGCAUCGCGCAGCUCAUCGCCCCAUACGUACGAAACUGCGUCGUAGGUGAGGCGCGAAUUGCCAUCGUCGUCCUCCUCCUGUUCAGCAUCAGCAUCAUGGAGUGA
Pyricularia grisea is the source of this 609-nucleotide messenger RNA. RefSeq lists its product as uncharacterized. Lineage: Eukaryota; Fungi; Ascomycota; Sordariomycetes; Magnaporthales; Pyriculariaceae. The record is from RefSeq and is a predicted model, not a curated record. Bases 1 to 609 code for a protein of 202 amino acids. The transcript is spliced from 2 exons.